Aspergillus glaucus CBS 516.65 is the source of this 1012-nucleotide messenger RNA. Its product is annotated as nucleobindin SSP120. Lineage: Eukaryota; Fungi; Ascomycota; Eurotiomycetes; Eurotiales; Aspergillaceae. Bases 60 to 662 code for a protein of 200 amino acids. The transcript has 3 exons. The record is from RefSeq and is a predicted model, not a curated record. Gene Ontology annotation, molecular function: calcium ion binding. Gene Ontology annotation, cellular component: endoplasmic reticulum-Golgi intermediate compartment; extracellular exosome.
GGGAACCAUUUUGUCUCCAAUUGUUUACAGCAAUACUAUUCUGUGUGAUAUUCAAUAGUAUGCGUGCUCAAUCACUCGGCCUUGCUACUGUGCUGCUCGCCCUGGCCGGGCUUGCCAGUGCACAUGGCUCCCAUUCGAACGAGAGCCCGUCUUCAGACUGGGCGACUCGUCAUAUGCAGGAGGAGCAUCACAUUGAUUCCUUCGAUGCCGGUUCCUUCUUCACCCUCCACGACUACGAUUCCUCUGGGAUGUGGACAGCCGACGAAGUGCGCAAAACAUACGGUCUCGACGAUCAAUCAAAUGCUGGCGUGACCGAGGAACAAAAGCAACAAGCCGUUAGGGAGGUGUUCUCUCUCUUCGAUCCUGGGAGGACAGGUAUAAUCACUCGUGAUGACUGGAUGCGUCUUAUCUCGUCGGGAGUGCGGUUACCGGAUCUCGGAUAUGGACCUGGGCACCAUGGGGAUAUCGAAUACGAAUAUGAGAUUCAUCACUUUGAGCAGUUCCACGGGGAUGAUGCGACGGAGGAAGAACUCACGCAUCCGGAGGAUAUUGAACACUUCCGGCAACAUGAUCAGCUGGAGGAUGCUGCUGACCGGUUGGAGCAGCUUGAGAGGAUGCCAAUUGUGCAGGCGAACAUACCGCAGAAGUUCCUUAGACAGUAGUAGUCUUAGGAUGCAUGGCUUGCUUUUGUCCUCGUUGAUGUAGAUAUGUACCCAUAUGUACCGGAUUUUGUAGACAGCUUGAAGGCAUUCUCUUUCCGGUUUGGUGCUCACCCCUCGCCGCUUUUUGCUCACUGUGAGCACGCUCUGAGUGCCCUAAGUUGAUCACUGAACUGAUCACUGAGCAGGGGCUGAGCAGAGGGGUGAGUGGCCUGAAUAAGGGAACCUCAAUAAAACGCACCACGCUGUCCAAUUUCUCUUCUAGUGCUUUUCGUCAUUGCCCUUUACCCUCUCAACUAGGAGAUGGCAUCAUCAAUGCGACGGGGACCUUUUCCACAAUGCCUAUAUUCACC